AUAAAAUAGGAUAUGACUGACCAUCCAUUGACUCCUGACCCAGUGAAACAAUACAUUGACGAACAGAAGAUAGAGAUUGUCAUGAAUACUGGCAUUAACAAGAUUUUGAGGGAGAGGCCCUCAGAUGCUCUGUCAGCAUUGGCUGUUUACCUAACCUCGAAUGCAGAGAAGAAGGCAAUAUUUUCUAAAUUUGAAUGUGAAGAGACUAUAAUUGGAGGGAAAUACCAUUCUUUCAACACCCAAGUCUUCAUUGACUUUGCAGGAGAAGUCAAGUGUCGCCAUAUACAUAACUAUACAUUUGAGAAUGAAGACUAUACUGAUUCUGAUGAAGGAAACCAAACUUUUAUGGAGCAAGUAAUUAAGGCAAUGGAAAUUAUUACCAAUGAAAUCAAUCCUUUGUUGGCAGGACAGGAUCUUUCCAUUGUUAAGAAGACUGAUAUGAUUCUCCAAAGAUUCUUUGAGGAGAAAUACGCCCUUUCUAAGGCUGAAGGGGAAGGAGAAGAGACCCCUGAAGACCCUAUUCCAGGUAAAAUUGCAAUUAAGGUCGCCUCUGAAGCCUUAAUUCAUGGAAUUGCUAAAUGAUAUGAUGACUAUAACACAUAUGAUAGUUAUGGAACUUUGAUGACUGGCUCAAAAGUUGAUCCUUCUUCUUUUACAAAAUUAAUGGUUACUGUUUUGGAGGUUCCGAGGGCAGGAGGUGCUGGAGGAAAAGUUCCUGCAGGAAAGAUGAAGUUCUCAUCUCUCUAUUUAAUCCUUACACCAGCUCCAGGGGUGAAACUUCUUCAAACAUUUGUCAAGAUUCAAAAAGCCAUACAUGCUAAUAUUAAUGCUACUAAGGUUGGUCUGAAUGGGUAUAAGCUUCAAGGGAAUGGAGCUUAUUUCAAUGCCAGUGAUAAUAUCACUGAAUGCCUUAAGCUCCUUGAAGAUGCUAUUAAUAGCACUGGCUGCAACUCUGAUGAACACACAGUUGCAACUAUUGGGUUCAACAGCGAGCCUGAGGCUUACUACAACUCUGAACAAAACAAAUACGAUAUUGAAGGGCCAAAGAACUUAUUCGAUGCUGGAAUGUUUGUUGAUUGGUACAUAAAACUUCUAAAUGACCAUCCAUUGGUGAGUUACCUCGAGGACCCAUUCGCUGAGAAGGAAGGGUACCAGUUACUCCCUCAAAAACUUCAAGAGGCUGGGUUAGACCAAAGAGUUAAAUUCGGCCUCAGGAAUUUCCAUAAGGGAAAUCUUGAGACUCUCAAGAUCCACACAGAAUUUAUCGAAAAGGAAGAAGAAGACGAAGCUGAAGGCGAAGAGGAAAAGAAAGAAGAAGCUCCGGAAGGAGAAGGAGAGCAACCUGCUGAAGAAGAGAAGAAAGAGACUCCUGAAGGUGAAGGCGAGGGUGACAAGGAGCCAGAGGAUCCUAAUAAAGACAAGUUCUAUGCAAAUAUUCUUCAUGUUGAUCGUACACAUUACAAACUCUUCUCUGAUUUCUUAGAUUUCCAGAGUUAUGGUAAUACACAGAAAGGAGAAAGGAAGCAAAGGGUGAUUAUCCAGGACAAUUUCUAUGAAUCCUCAAACUCUGAUAUUAUUGACCUCGCUUUGGGACUUAAUGCAGCAUAUGUCAAUAUCAAGGGAAUAAACAACUCUACAAAGCUAGCGAAAGUGCUCAGAUAUAACACUGUAUCAAGUAGGCUACUAAAGCUAGCUGAUUCUGAGUAA
Molecule: messenger RNA, 1707 nt
Organism: Moneuplotes crassus
Lineage: Eukaryota; Ciliophora; Spirotrichea; Euplotida; Euplotidae
Source: the annotation of a GenBank genome assembly